This is a messenger RNA of Labrus bergylta (ballan wrasse), 2521 nucleotides long. The record is from RefSeq and is a predicted model, not a curated record. Lineage: Eukaryota; Metazoa; Chordata; Actinopteri; Labriformes; Labridae.
GCAUGGGGAUACAAACACUUGCUGAGUUCUCAUCACUCUCUACGUACAUGCUUCAUCAAGCAACCAAACUCCCAGAGGAAACUCCAGACUACAUGGUGAAGAAUGGCUAUCUAGAGGAAAGAAUGAAGGUACGGAGAGGGGGGCGGAGAUUCAGGAAGAGUCGCUUCAUAUCGGACUCGUCCCGGAGGCGUCCAGGACAACAAAUGGCAGUGAACCGGCAACGAGGGAGAGUGUGAAACCUGGUUUCUUUUUUUUAUUUUAUUUUAUCAGAGUAUACUAGGGCUACAGUUUGAGCGGUCUCCAUGUAGGUUAGCGAGGGCAACGAGCGCUCUUUACCCUCACACUCUUUUUUUUACGUUUUCUCCAUCAGACGGAAGGAUGCGAGAGUCCUGUUGACACCACGGAGCGAUACACGCUGAGACCGACUAUGGCUGUGGACGCGGCGUCCAGCUUCAGUUUUUGCCGUGCCUCCCUGGAGCACACGCUGUCUGCUGAAGAGCUGAGCUACCAGCUGCCGCGUCGCGCCGGAGGCAGCAACCUGACCUGGCACGAUGGCCGCGGCCAGAACACAGCACACACUCGCACCGUCAAACUCCUGCAGCAGCCUGGCACAGAGGGCAUCCAGUUGCGUCCAGGCGAGGCCUUCACUGUGUAUCACACCAGUCCUACUCUGUCCAGCCUGUCCAAACCCGUGGUGCUGUGGACUCAGCAGGAUGUCUGCAAGUGGCUUAAGAAACACUGUCCUCACAACUACCUGACCUACGUAGAGGCCUUCUCCCAUCACGCCAUCACAGGACGGGCGUUGCUGCGUUUGAAUGGGGAGAAGCUCGAGAGGAUGGGAAUCAUCCAGGAGACGCUGAGGCAGGAGGUCCUCCAACAAGUCCUCCAGCUACAGGUCAGGGAAGAGGUCCGCAACCUGCAGCUCCUGAGUAGAACCUCCUUUGGAAACUUCUCUUAGCUCAUCCCUGGAUCCAUUUGGCAGCCCUCUCCCUCAUCCCCUGUCACAAUACAUCUCUAGGAGCCACAGAAGAGCUGCCGUCUUCAGAUAUGCGAGCGGAGAAUCGGCGAGUGAAAAGGGGACGGGGACGAGCCAGAAGACUGCAUGCCAACACAGUCUGGAGGAUUCUCAUUCAACACGGCCAAUGUGGUUUACAGACACUGAGACAGAGACAAAGCCCAGCUCAAGGCAGGGGUGCCCGCUGUAGCAUAGUGAUGAGAUGUAAGAUUCACAACACGGUCAUGAUGUAGGCUUGUCGCUGGUGAAUGCUUGAUCGCAGAAAUGCUCUGUUUGGUUUUCUAUUUCAUUCAGAUCAGAAUGACUGGGGCAACACUUGGGUUAACUUUGAACAUUCUACACAUGUGCACAAACAGCUUUUUACAGUUUUCUCUCUUAUCACAUCUUCUGGUGAGGAUAGGACACUCUUACAUUGUUUUAUUUUAUUUGGUGUUAAAAUGUAGCGCCAUUAUUUGGCAACUUCUAAUUUAAUCUAAUUUGAAGGAAACACUCCCUCAAUUCCCAUCUUCCCAUGAAGCUACAAUCCUUUACACUAGGAACAAGGUCUGGUAAUGUAUUCCUUUAGUUGUGGCCAAAAACAAUCCUAAUCACUUCCUGGCCCACAGCUCACCCUUCAUAUUCCUCUCAGGCCUUUUUUUUUUUUUUUAAUUGUGUGGGUUUUGAGGAAAAGCAUUUGAAGCAGAAUGUCACCCAAACAAUCAGUGUUUUUUUUAUAUGUGACUGAUCUUCAGUAAGAAGUUAGAUGAACACAUAUUCAGUAUGAGCGUUGUAGAACACUAUAACUCUGUAUAUGCUGUUACAGUACCUUAGUCUUUUAUCAAUGGAGGGAAUCUAGAAAGUAUAAAGUUAAAGGGAUCAUCUGUAGAGCAAUGAUUUAAAUGGUAAAAGUAAGAGAGAAGUUAUUGUAUGGGACAAUAAUCAAAUCCCCUUUUCUUUUCUUUUUUAGAUGGCUGACAAUAUCUGCUAGCCUCGUAGCUUUUCUCCUCUGUGUGUGCUACUGUCAUAUACUGUCAUGUUUUGCACACAAAUCCUGAGAAAAAGGACAAGCUUCUGUUGUAUUCUUCUCACUCUAUCCUUGGUGUGACUGUGAUUUCAAACGCUCAGAAAUCAAGAUACCAUGACGAUUACUGUCAUCCAAGAUUUCUUAUGCGACUGAAGUGAUAUCCCUCGAGCUUUGCUUAAAGCUUUACAGUAACCGUGUUAAAGUGAACAAUGAAUACAUUACAUGUAUGGAUAAAACGUCCUGCAAACAAAACAUUCUCCUACUCCUCUUCUGACAAAGACUGAGUGAGUCACAUAAGUAAUUGACUGUUAAAAGGGAGGAAACACUCUGUUUUAUUAUUUUUGGAUUUUCAGAUUUACUGUAAAUAUACACUUUGGGUUGAAAGACUGUUUAAAUCUAAUCAAGCAUCAAUGAAACAUAUUUAUCUGCUUUACAUGUGUGAAGACACACAGUAUGGUACAUGUUGAAAGUUGUCUUUUUAGAAUAAACUCAUUGAAAGUGUU